AUGAUAGAGGUGGCCACAAAGAAAUCAACAACUCUUAACGAUAAGGAUACAAUAACCAAAUUACCCAAUAUUGUCAAACAGUCGAAUCAGUACAGUGUUUUUGAUCAUGACAAAGUUUUACCUUCAGUUUUACCUAUUUUCAAAGAAUUAGAAGAAAUUGAUCUUCAAAUUCAUCACUGGGAAAUUGAUGACUGGACUUCCCUGAGUAAUCGUUGUCAUGGACCGAUAUUCAAAGCAGCAGGUUAUGAAUGGCGCGUUUUAUUAUUUCCAAAAGGAAAUGGAGGGCAGCAUGAUAUGGUCUCCAUCUACUUGGAAGUGGUCAGAGACAACAUCAACCACAAUAAUAAGAACAACACUUUGUCUUCUUCCUCUUCCUCGACCUCCUCUGCAGCUUCAUCAUCGAAUGACAAAAAUUGGUCCGUUUGCGCUCAAUUCGCCAUUGUCAUUUCUAAUCCUGAUAAUCCGAAGCAUUAUUUUUCUAAUAACGCUCAUCAUCGCUUUUGUCAAGAGGAAAUUGAUUGGGGCUUCACUCGCUUUUACGAACUCAAACAGCUACUCUAUGGCAAACACCCAUAUAUCAAUCAUCAGAACAGAACCACCAUUUCUAUCUUUUUGCGAGUCGUCAAAGAUGAAACAGGCGUUCUUUGGCAUAAUCUUAUCAAUUACGAUUCGCGCAAAGAAACAGGUUAUGUCGGUAUCAAGAAUCAGGGCGCCACCUGCUAUAUGAACUCAUUGAUUCAGUCCCUCUAUUUUACCAACGUUUUCAGGAGGGCCGUGUAUAAAAUCCCCACAGAAAAGGAAGAUCCGAAUAAUAGUGUAGCUCUGGCAUUACAACGCUGCUUCUAUAAUCUGCAAUUUUCAGACGAAGCAGUAGGCACAACAGAACUUACAAAGUCCUUUGGGUGGGAUUCAUUGGACUCCUUCAUGCAGCAUGAUGUGCAAGAAUUCAGUCGAGUGUUACAAGAUAGUUUAGAGGCCAGAAUGAAAAAUAUACCAGCAGUGGACGGAGCUGUCAAUCAUAUAUUUAUGGGCAAAAUGAAAAGUUACAUUAAAUGUAUAAAUGUCGAUUACGAAUCAUCAAGAGUAGAAGAUUUUUAUGAUAUACAAUUAAAUGUGAAAGGCUGCAAAGAUUUGCACGAAUCUUUUCAAAAAUAUGUGGAUGUAGAAAUAUUGGACGGAGAGAAUAAAUAUAUGGCAGAGGGACAUGGGUUACAAGAUGCUAAGAAAGGCGUUUCGUUUGAAAGUUUUCCACCAGUAUUGCAUUUACAAUUAAAAAGAUUUGAAUAUGAUAUGUAUAGAGAUACAAUGGUGAAGAUUAAUGAUCGCCACGUGUUCCCUGAUCAAAUCAAUUUGAACGAAUUUUGCUCUGUACAAAGCGAAGACCCAAAAGAAAGGAAUUAUGUACUCCACGGAGUACUAGUGCAUAGCGGCGAUAUUGAUGGUGGGCAUUACUUCGCCUUACUAAAGCCUGAAAAGAAUGGUAAAUGGUAUAGAUUUGAUGACGAUAGGGUAACGCCGGUUGCCUUAAGAGAAGUAUUUGAAGAUAAUUAUGGCGACGAUCCUUAUACUUCUGAUGAAGAUGAGGACACUGAAGAUAAUAAAAAUCAACAUAAAGGAGAUAAACAGCUCAGAUGCACAAAUAUACGAGAGUUGAAACGGUUCACCAAUGCUUAUAUGCUGGUUUAUUUUCAAGAAACAAGGUUAGACGAGAUAUUGCAACCGAUUGACGAAAACGAAGAUAUACCAAAACAUUUGAGACACACGUCUUCUAGACCUAGCUUACGAGAUAAUGCAAAAGCUUUUAAAAAUGAAGUUCUGAAUAACUUGCUGCCUACAUCAUCACCGCCUCAUUCGCCUUUAUCGCAACAACUUCAGCAACAACAUGACAUGCAGCAAGGUACAUUUCAAAAUAGUAAUAAUAAAAAUACGCAGAUUCGAAUGAAGAAGUCAUCGCCCUCACCAACCGCUUCCAGAAAGCAUUCGAACCAGCAUGCAAUAUCAUCACCAACGUCACCAACAACUACAACCACAUCAGAUAAAAAAUGUUGUAUCAUGUAA
Messenger RNA from Mycotypha africana, 2058 nucleotides. RefSeq lists its product as uncharacterized. The coding region runs from base 1 to 2058 and encodes 685 amino acids. The record is from RefSeq and is a predicted model, not a curated record. NCBI's taxonomy places the organism in Eukaryota, Fungi, Mucoromycota, Mucoromycetes, Mucorales, Mycotyphaceae. Gene Ontology annotation, molecular function: protein binding; cysteine-type deubiquitinase activity; cysteine-type endopeptidase activity. Gene Ontology annotation, cellular component: nucleus; cytosol. Gene Ontology annotation, biological process: protein deubiquitination; regulation of protein stability. The transcript is spliced from 7 exons.